GAACCUCUGGAAGUCAUGAUUCAGUAUGGUAAAGAUUAUGAAUUUGAUGCUCCAGUGAAGCUCCUAGAAAAACAUCUACAUGCUAUGGCACAAUCUGUUGAUGAGCAACUUCUUGUUAUUGCUUUCAAUGAUAAGCCUGUGAAGAAUUUGAAGGGCUUGGCCACCAUGGUUGAGAACUGUGAUGAUGAGUUUCUAAAGUUUGAUCUGGAAUACCAACAGGAUGUGACAGCAACUAAAAGAAAUGAAUUUGAGGAUUAUUUUUUGAAGCGAGAGUUGCUCAUGGGAAUAUAUGAGAAGGGUUUUGAAAGGCCUUCUCCUAUCCAAGAAGAAAGCAUUCCAAUUGCUCUUACUGGUAGUGACAUUCUUGCAAGGGCUAAAAAUGGGACAGGCAAAACAGCUGCAUUUUACAUUCCUGCAUUGGAAAAAAUUGACCAGAAACAAUCUAUUCUGGCAUAGUCCAAAUUGUAUUGCUCUCACGCCUGUGGAACAAUUUUGUUAAUAGUGUCUACUUAG
Molecule: messenger RNA, 513 nt
Organism: Arachis stenosperma
Lineage: Eukaryota; Viridiplantae; Streptophyta; Magnoliopsida; Fabales; Fabaceae
Product: DEAD-box ATP-dependent RNA helicase 8-like
Exons: 4
Coding region: 16-456 (146 amino acids)
Biological process (GO): P-body assembly; cytoplasmic stress granule assembly
Cellular component (GO): cytoplasmic stress granule; P-body
Molecular function (GO): ATP binding; mRNA binding; RNA helicase activity
Source: RefSeq, a predicted model, not a curated record